Messenger RNA from Arabis nemorensis, 1818 nucleotides. Lineage: Eukaryota; Viridiplantae; Streptophyta; Magnoliopsida; Brassicales; Brassicaceae. The record is from the annotation of a GenBank genome assembly.
AUGGAUAUAUGGUUAAUUGCAGCGACUGCUGCUACAGGAUAUAUAGCUAGGCAGUUGCAGAAUGUAACGAAAGGUAAAGGUAACUUUCUCGAAUCUUCUUCUGAAGAUGCUCAGAAUGUGAAGCCUGAAUCUCCUCCUAGAUGCCUGCUUAACAGAUUGACAAGAGUCAAGAAGACGAAUGAAAACAAGUUUGGGGAUGAGAAAUUGAUAUCAGAACGGGAAAAUCCGGAUGCAUAUCGAGUCGAUGUACCAUCUACGAGUGGGGAGAAUUUGGGAAAUUGUGACGAUAUUCAUCCAGAAUCUUUGUUCAGUUUGAUGCCUGAGUUCCCGGAGAUUGAACAUGAGAAAUGGAAAACCAGUGGUACUCUUGCAGGUGACUCUCAGUUGAAUUCUUCAUGUAGGCAGAGAAGAUUUAUUAGGAGAAAUCAGCGGUACAGCCGAUUAACGAAACCUUUGAGUUCUCUCGAAAGCUGCUUAAUGUCUCGGUUUCAUGGAGAGCAAAUGACCAUGGAAGAUUACAUGACUAGCCCAUUUCCAUCGCCACUCGCUGCAAUUUCAAGGCCAUUGCUCGUGACUGAUGGUGGUCGAGUAAUUAGUAAGAGCACUGCAAACUCGUUAUGUCUGAGCCAGCAACUCAACGAAGAUAAGGCUGCACCUAAUUGCAGAAUCCCUGAGUUGCAGUCUUCGGUUGAAAGAGAAAUGGGAAAUGGGAAGACCAAGAGUAAAAAACAUGGACUAAGUGAUGCAGCGGUGUUGCUACAAAUCGGGAUCUCGAUUGGGAUAGUGUCCUCGUACAUGGCAAGCCAAGCUGAGGUGAGCAAAGUCAAACAAGAGCUGAAGCAAACAGAGAAUUUGGUACAUGAUUUAGAAGAUGAGCUUGAGAUGAAAGACUCAUUGAUAGUGAAGGAGCUAGAUAGCGAAAAGGCAGCUGAGAAUUCAGAAUCUAUAAGUAACAUUGAAGCAGAGCUUGAAGCUGAACUUGAAAGGCUAGAAAUCAACAUGAACUCCUCCAACAUUGAGACAAGACUCUCUGAUAUGAUCGAGAUGGAGCCGGAUUUUGAGGUAGAAUUUGCACAGGGUGAACUGAGAACUGAUCGGGUUAAAGGGAAGCGUUUAGAUGAAACCGAGUCCAACCAAGACCCAAGUGGUAACUCCACACCUGAGCCAGGAAACUAUGCUGUCUCACCUCGUGAAUUGAGCCUGCGGUUGCAUAAAGUUAUCAAUUCGCGUCUUGAGAAUCGGAUUACAGAGCUCGAGACUGCACUCCAAGAGAGCCAAAGGAAGGUGGAGCAGUUGGUCAUGAAAUCUGAAAGCAAGAAGAAUUCAUGGUCAAGGUUGUGGGAAAACCAUGAAGUGAUGACAUAUAAGAGUGGCUCAAAAAUCCCAGUUGCUGUAGAGGACACCACGACUAAUCAUGCUGAAAUGAAACCCCUGGUUAUGAAUUUAACAGGAGAAGCACUUGAUGCAUUCAAUGACUCUUACGACGAACUGAUGAAAAUAAACGAUGACUCUGAAGAUGAUGAUUCACCACUGGAGAUACAAGAGAGCGGGCUUCACCAUGAAGAUUUCUCUUCAACAAACAAAAGCUCACCUUGGAGCCAUCAUAUAGAUGAUUCCAAGGUGCAGGAGCAGGAGCAAGAACUUCUGGACUUUAUUGGUUUGGAAGAAGAAGAUGGAGAAGAAAGCAGUGACUUUGAGAGUGAAAUGGAGAAACAACUGAUAAAGCAGAUUGUUGAGAAAACAAAGCAAGGGUCUCCUGUUGUGUUGAAUGCUCAGAAAAUGUUAUUUCUCAUGGAAGAAACAGAACAGAAUCUAUAA